AUGCAAGAUGGACACGAUCGCCACUCGAAAUCAACGGGAAGUGUUCAUGGCAAGCGACGUGCUACCCGACCCAAGGCAGCCAGACUUCACCGGGAAAAAUCUAUAGCAGGAACCGAAAAAAUGGGAUGUGGUGCAAGUAGCCGACCUAGUACGGAGAAACAAUCUCGGAAACCUCGACCGAAAAGAGAAAAUCGCACGGAUGAAAUAUGCGGCUAUUUGGAUUACCACAAGCCAUUGCCGAGUAGAAAUGUUCGUUUAUUCGUAUGCUCUACAUUUGGAGAUUUAGAAAGUGAACGCAACACUCUGAUUGAGAGGGUUUACCCAAGGAUCAGAAGCUUUUGUCGGGAACGAGGUUAUGAGUUUCAGGCUGUUGAUCUCAAUUUUGGCCUCAGUAAGGAGGAUUUAGAUGAUGAUCCUGCGCUUUCAACAAGAUUAGAGACGAUCAAAAAAUGUCAACACCAGUCUAUUGGUCCAAAUGUUUUGUUAGUUUAUUCUGCAAUCAUUGAAUUACAAGUUACUAUUUCAAUAUCUCACUCACAGAGAUGGUAUAAAAAGGAUAACAACUCCAAACCUGGCGUAUAUUUGCUACAAGAUUACACCAAUCUAUUUCCGGCAUCUGAUGAAGUCGAUGACCAAGUACAAAAAAUACAACGACGACAAAAGCAAUACACGAUAGAACAACGAUUAAGAAGUAUAAUAUCUAGUGCAAAAGCGAAAGAUGAAUCUCUUUGUCAUCUUCUUCUAUCAGUAACCGAAUUAGAGGUGCAGUGCGCGUUGCAAUGUUCUGAUCCAUGCAAAGAGUGUAUUUGGUGUCAGAGGUCUAUUGAAGUCGGGUAUCAACCUAAAAGCAAACACGUCCCAGUGGCAAACCUGUCCAAAUAUGUAGAAAAGAAUGAAGAGAAUGAUCUGUUGGAAAAUUUAAAAAAGAACGUUUUGCACGGCAAUAUAUCUCCACACAAUGCUUUGAAAUACUACGUGAAAUGGAACAAUGAGUUCGGUAUCGACCCAAGUAAAGUGACAAGUCAUAAGGACCACGUGGAUUCUCUAUGUUGGAAUGUCGAAGAUAAACUUAUAGAUUUGAUCACAUCAGCUAUUUCGGAAAACAAACAUUUCUUUAAGAACAACAAUGAUGAGUUGUUCUAUGAAGUUCACCACCACAUGAAUAUAUGUAAGAGUUAUUGUCAGACGUUUGUAGGGAGAGACGAGGUAUUAAAGAACAUCCAAGGUUAUUUCGCCACCAGCAAGAGAUCUCCUCUUGUAAUCCAUGGUCCGCCAGGAAGCGGUAAGACGGCAAUCGCCUCUAUGGUUACUAAAAUGUUAAGAACGUGGAUACCUGGUGAUUUGGACGCAGUCGUUGUUGUACGCUUUGUUGGCACAUCGCCAAAUAGUAAAACCCUGAGAGGACUGCUGCACAGCGUAGUCUGCCAAAUUAAUCAGGCAUAUGGAAAUAAAAGAUAUGUACUACAGGAUCUCAACUAUCUAAUUCAACGUCUACCAAGAACACUCUCACAAGCAUCUGAGGAGCGACCUCUCGUAAUCAUUCUGGACUCCAUUGAUGACGCAAAGACAUUUCGAACAUCACGUCGGUUGUCCUGGUUACCAAUACGUCUUCCACACCACGUCAAAGUGAUACUGACCGUAUCAGUGGAGGAUAAAUCGAGAAGCUUAGCAGAGCUGCAGGACUAUUUAACGGACAGUUCGUGCUUCAUUGGAAUUCCACGUUUAACGGAGGGAGAAAUAAGCGAACUCACCAGACGGUUACUCGUGGCAUCCAAUCGCACACUCAAAGCUCAGCAAUGGAGCAUCCUUCUCACAGCCUGUGGUAGGUCGCCUUACCCACUAUUCGCCACGCUAGCUACUCACCAGUCUUCAAAGUGGAAGUCGUAUACCAAAUUUCAAGAGGCCUGGUUGGGAUUCACAGUGAAAGAGCUCGUUCAGUCUGUUUUCGAGAAGUUGGAGGAUACAUUUGGGAAGUGUCUCGUCAGUCACGUGCUUGGAUACAUUACAGUGUCAAGGUAUGGCUUGAGUGAAAACGAACUAGAAGACAUAAUGUCAUGUGAUGAUGAAGUUCUCAAUGACCUGUACGAAGACUGCUUUCCCCCGGUCCGUCGCAUCCCAUCGCUACUAUGGUUACGCAUCCGUGAGAAGUUAUCGGUGUACUUUACAGAAAGAACUAUCGACAAUGUAGUAGUCACAUCGUGGAGUCACUCGCAACUCAAAGAGUUCUCAGCAUUGCGGUAUUUUGUUGAUGAUGACAAAAGAAAGAUGUUACACUCCAACAUAGCGGAUUAUUUUCUUGGUGCUUGGUCAAAUGGUGUCAAAAAGCCAUUUGUUACCUGCAAAAUGGAAUUUGGAAAGAACGAUCGUUUGGUGGCGGCACAGCCACUGAUGCUGAACGACGAUACAUACAAUAUGAGAAAACUGAACGAGUUACCGUAUCAUUUACUACAGAGUGAUAGGCUAGGGACUCUGAAAGUCAAGGUCCUGUGCAAUUAUGAUUGGCUAAUAGCAAAGUUAAAGGCGACAUCUUACAGUCAAUUGCAGGAAGACUUCAAGAUGGCUUUACAGAAAUACCCGGAUGACGAAAAUAUCACGGUGGUUGCUGAAACGCUUUCACUUUCACGUGAUGCAUUGCAGAUCCACCCUCACCACUUGGCGUCCCAGCUUGUGGGCAGGAUAACGAAGACAGCAGGGCUUGAAGAACUUUUAAAGCGUGCCCGAGCGCCAGAUAUUACAAGCCUUACACCGUUCCUGCCAUUUCUAUCACCACCCGGAUGUCAAUUGGUUCAUAGCAUGGCGGGACAUACGUCAACUAUUACGUCAAUGGAUAUAACUCAAGAUGGACGUUACAUUGCAACUGCCUCCGUGGAUGAGAGCAUACAUAUCUGGGCAGUAAAGGAUGGCGUCCUCCUCAAAUCGGUUGAUUGGAUUGGCAAAGGUAUCAGACGAGUCAACUACGCAAAUGGUGAUAAGCUCUUAGUCAUUUCAUAUUCCAAUAGUCUGAAGUUCAUAAACGCUAUCACAUUAGUAACUGAGUAUGUCUUGAAUAUUCGAGGACUGCACGGCAAAGCCCCGUCAUUCGCGAUAGGAGGCAAAGGAAAGAAGACUGCGUUCCUUGUUCGACCCGGUAAAUUAGUAAUUGUCGAUGUUGCCAAAGGAAACACGUUAUCAGAAAUAAGAGAUACCGCUCUUCAGCGGACUUGUGAGGACACGAAAAUAUCGGCAAGAGGUGACAUGGUCGCUUAUUUUAAUCCAAAUUACAAGAAGAAGUCGAUAAAAGUGACCAGUGUCCAUACAGUCAAGCCAGUCUUGAAAUCGAUAAAAAUCAACCCCGACGACAAGUCGGACUAUCACCGACCAGGGCAUAAAGACACUAUUGUGUCCGACGUGGCUGUUACGUCAUCGCGAUACGUGAUUGUUAUUUGUCGUAACUUCAAUGAUGUAAGUAUUUACGAUGGACACUCAUUAAGAUUGAUAAGGCGAAUUCGUAACCAUUCCGAGCAUCUGUAUGGGAAGACGUCGGUUCACCGAAUUGUGUAUGAUGACCACAACUUGGCUUUUCCCGUGCAAGACGCAGUUGCAGUGUGGGAUCUCGCGGGCAGUGAUGGCAAGUGGUACGGCCUGCAACAUCCAACUGACGUAACAGGCGUCGCAUCUGUAGACAUGAAGAGGUUCGUCACCAUAGCAACAGAUCACGUAGUAAGAAUAUGGGAUGUGUCUAAGGAUGAAGAAGAAUCAAUGUUUAUAAGAAAUGAUUGGGACAGUCAUGUCCUUAUGUCAAAAUGUUUCCCUCGCCACGGAGAGUCCACUGAUGACGAUAGAAGCGUGGUUAAUGAUGACUCUAUGGAAGUGGUCACCACUAGCGACGUAUAUAUCGGAAGUGACAUCAUCAAUGAAAAAACACAAUAUACGUUCGAUGUGUGCCAAUUGUUAUCUGACGCGCAUGAUAUAUUCUACACAGAUUAUUCAUUGUAUCCGUCAGAACGAAUCAAAUGCGUUGUUCAGCAAAUCGAGGAAAUCCCCGGAUGUACUACGUACGUACUUGUAAAAUCCAAAAAUAAUAACCAAUACUCCAUCACCAUAUUGGACCUGUCGACCCUGACACCGGUGAGACAAAGCGUCAUGUAUCGAUCACGGCACUGCGAUCGGGAGACAUUCGACACAGCCCAGAUUGUGACUGUGAAUGACAAAAUAGCUGUUGUCAUAUUACAGAACACGUUAGUACUUGUGGAUUUUGUCGAUAGUCUGGUGCUAAGAACUUUGAAUGGAAAGGUUACGUCCGACAGGAUAGUACUUGUCAAUAACAGAGAAAAAAUUGCAGCCAUUGAAGAAUCGAGGGAAGUUAUUAAAUUGUACAAUAUUGAAACCGAUGAACCAAUAAUUUUGAGGGGGUACGAAAAAAAAUGUCGCGUCUCACGAAUUUGUGCCAGCGACGACGGUAUGGGGAUUAUACUAGUGAGCCAGUUGGAAAGUAGCGUGGGCGUUUUUCACGUGUGGGACGUCACGUCGUUCUCGUUAAUGCACGUGUUGCAAUGUGACGUGGACGAACAGUGCUGUUUAAGGCUUUUGAUUGGCGAAAUGGUUUUAUCACGUGACAGUCGCUAUCUCUGUCAUGCGUACAAAGCGGAGUUUAUUAUGGUAUGGGAUUUGGAAAACGGAGAUGUCGUGCAUCGUCUGCAGGCUAAGGAAAAAUGGCGACGGGUCAAGACGUAUGUAACUACUGGCACGGAUAGAAUAUUAGUUGCCUAUGACAACGGUACUGUAAUGCUAUGGAACAUAUCGGAAGCUAAUGUGAUACACAUGCUAAACGGACAUACAAUUUCGCCGACAAUUUUAAAAAUUUCGUCAGAUGGACAGCGAGCACUAUCUAUGACAAGUUGUGGUUACCAUGACAGUGAACGGCUACUCGUUUUAUGGAAUCUGCAAGAGGGUUACAAAAUCGGUGAUUUUAGGAUGGAUUACGUUCCAAAUCUUUCUUAUCGGAAGGAAACUGUUCAUCUUCUGUGCAAUGGCCACUUGAUAGUUUUACCUACUGCCACGAUCGGAUCGCCUGUUACGUUGAGGGCACAGAGCAAAACACUCCACCGAUUCGAAGUCCCCACCGAGUGGCCGGCUCUCUACCAACAAAAAGGUGAGCACUUGGUAUUAGAUUUCUCACAAGCAUUCGCAAAUGAAGAAGAUCCAGGCUCAGAAACAGCGAAAAAUGAAAGCGAAACCAGAAGUGAAGAAAUUAAAGAUGGGGGCGAGGAGUAA
Molecule: messenger RNA, 5253 nt
Organism: Saccoglossus kowalevskii
Lineage: Eukaryota; Metazoa; Hemichordata; Enteropneusta; Harrimaniidae
Product: NACHT and WD repeat domain-containing protein 2-like
Molecular function (GO): protein binding; ATP hydrolysis activity
Source: RefSeq, a predicted model, not a curated record